AAUAUGCCUAAGCAAGUAGAAGUGCGGAUGCAUGAAAGUCAUUUAAGUCCCGUGGAGCACAGAUCCAGGAACAUAUGUGUGCAGUUCUGCCAGUCGCUCCAUAGGAAUCUGCUCCUGACUCUAACUGUCUUCGGUGUCAUCCUGGGUGCAGUGUGUGGGGGUCUUCUUCGUCUAGCAACUCCUAUUGACCCUGACAUCAUCAUGUUAAUAGCCUUUCCAGGAGAUAUACUUAUGAGGAUGCUAAAAAUGCUGAUCCUCCCUUUAAUUAUCUCCAGUUUAAUCACAGGACUAUCUGGUUUAGAUGCUAAAGCAAGUGGCCGAUUGGGUACAAGAGCCAUGGUCUACUACAUGUCCACCACUAUUAUUGCUGCUGUGCUGGGUGUGAUUUUAGUUUUAGCCAUCCAUCCAGGGAAUCCAAAACUCAAGAAACAGCUUGGUCAAGGGAAGAAGAAUGAUGAAGUAUCUAGCCUGGAUGCUUUCUUGGAUCUCAUCCGAAACCUGUUCCCUGAAAAUCUAGUCCAAGCAUGCUUUCAGCAGAUCCAAACUGUCACCAAGAAAGUGCUGGUGCCACCACCCAUAGAAGAAACACCUAAUGUCACUGACACUGCUUUUGCUCUGAUGAAUGAGACAGUGCGUGAAGCGCCACCAGAAGCCCAGCUGGUCAUUAAGAAGGGACUUGAAUUUAAGGAUGGCAUGAAUGUUCUGGGUUUGAUAGGAUUCUUUAUUGCUUUUGGCAUUGCUAUGGGGAAAAUGGGAGAACAGGCCAAGAUGAUGGUGGAUUUCUUCAACAUCCUGAAUGAGAUUGUAAUGAAGCUGGUAACUAUGAUCAUGUGGUACUCACCUUUGGGCAUUGCUUGCCUCAUUUGUGGAAAAAUCAUUGCAAUCAAGGACUUAGAAGUAGUUGCUAGACAACUUGGCAUGUACAUGGUCACUGUGAUUGUGGGUCUUCUCAUCCAUGGAGGGAUCUUCCUGCCUCUGCUCUACUUUGUGAUAACAAGGAAAAGCCCAUUUUCCUUCCUUGCUGGGAUUUUCCAGGCAUGGAUCACAGCGCUAGGCACAGCUUCCAGUGCUGGAACAUUACCUGUCACAUUCCGGUGCCUUGAAGAAAAUCUAGGCAUUGAUAAGCGUGUAACAAGGUUUGUUCUUCCUGUUGGAGCAACUAUUAACAUGGAUGGAACUGCCCUUUAUGAAGCUGUGGCUGCAAUCUUCAUAGCACAGAUGAAUGGAAUUGAGCUGGAUGGAGGUCAGAUAGUUACUGUGAGUUUGACUGCCACCCUUGCAAGUGUUGGAGCUGCCAGUAUUCCCAGCGCUGGACUUGUGACUAUGCUGCUAAUCCUUACUGCAGUGGGUCUCCCUACCCAGGACAUCAGUUUGCUUGUUGCUGUUGACUGGCUUUUGGACCGGAUGAGAACGUCAGUCAAUGUAGUGGGGGAUUCUUUUGGUGCUGGCAUUGUCUACCACCUUUCCAAGGCAGAACUUGACACCAUUGAUUCCCACCAUAAAGGUCACGAAGACAUUGAAAUGACCAAGACUCAGUCAAUCUAUGACGACAUGAAAAAUCAUAGGGAAAACAACUCAAACCAAUGUGUUUUUGCAGCUCACAAUUCAGUCAUAGUAGAUGAGUGCAAGGUAACACUGGCAACCAAUGGCAAAUCUGCAGACUUCAGUAUUGUCGAAGAAGAGCCUUGGAAACGUGAAAACUAA
Molecule: messenger RNA, 1704 nt
Organism: Nestor notabilis (Kea)
Lineage: Eukaryota; Metazoa; Chordata; Aves; Psittaciformes; Psittacidae
Gene: SLC1A2
Product: solute carrier family 1 (glial high affinity glutamate transporter), member 2
Exons: 10
Coding region: 4-1704 (566 amino acids)
Biological process (GO): L-glutamate transmembrane transport
Cellular component (GO): plasma membrane
Molecular function (GO): neutral L-amino acid transmembrane transporter activity; L-glutamate transmembrane transporter activity; glutamate:sodium symporter activity
Source: RefSeq, a predicted model, not a curated record